GACGCAUUUUUACCUGCGCCGGAAGUCUUGCGAUGCUGAGGUGGUGGGUUCUGCCUGUUUAGGACUGGCCGUGGAGCUGUCAUGGCGCCAAAGGGAAAGGUGGGAACCAAAGGUAAAAAGCAGAUAUUUGAAGAAAACAAGGACACGUUGAAGUUCUAUCUGCGGAUUAUCUUGGGAGCGAAUGCCAUUUAUGGACUUGUAAACCUUGUGAUCUUCUACUCAGCAGCCACUCUCUGGACUUGGACUGCGUUUGUGUUCAGCAUGUUGGUCUACGGGGCCAGUUACCGCUCCAUGAGCUCCAUGGCAAAGCCGACCUUCACAGACGACGGCAGCCUUGCCGAUGGCGGGAUUGACCUGAAUAUGGAGCAGGGGAUGGCAGAGCACCUGAAGGAUGUGAUCCUGCUCACGGCUAUAGUCCAAGUUCUCAGCUGUCUUUCACCCUACAUGUGGUAUUUCUGGCUCUUGGCUCCCGGACGGGCACUUUACCUUCUCUGGGUUAACAUUCUAGGGCCUUGGCUGACCACAGACUCCUCAGCUGCCAACCCAGAACCCAACGAGAAGAAACAGCGCCGGCAAGAACGGCGGCAGAUGAAGCGCUUCUAGCAGCGCUCCCGGGAGUGGAUCUAGAAUGCCACCUGCCGUCUCUGAGUGGCUGUUCAUCAGGGAUGCAAAUUUGUUUUUAUCCAAUCAGAAAACAUCAGGGGCUGCUUCUCUCUCUCAUCCGCCCCCUUCCCUUUGGCAACGGCACUUCACUUGAAGGCUACAGAGAUGAUUCUGGAUGACUUCAAGUGUGUCACCAGGCAGAUGCCUUGACCUUUGUCUGCCUUAUGGCACAGGGCAGGAACCUUUUGCGAGAGUGGAAGUGUGUAAAUAAUCUUAUAAAAGUGACGCCGAAGUACGCAUCGGAAGAUGGAAGCGUCACUAGGCUUGAGGAAAUGGUAUAUUAAAAGAAAUGCUUUCAAUCUA
Messenger RNA from Heteronotia binoei (common prickly gecko), 966 nucleotides. It is a transcript of the gene TMEM208, whose product is annotated as transmembrane protein 208. The record is from RefSeq and is a predicted model, not a curated record. Bases 82 to 603 code for a protein of 173 amino acids. Gene Ontology annotation, cellular component: intracellular membrane-bounded organelle. Gene Ontology annotation, biological process: vacuolar protein processing. NCBI's taxonomy places the organism in Eukaryota, Metazoa, Chordata, Lepidosauria, Squamata, Gekkonidae. The transcript is spliced from 6 exons.